CCUGUGACGUCAGGAGCAGUCGACGUGUUUACACUCUGCUCGCGGCCAAGGAAGUUGACGAGGUUCUCACUGAAAUACCUUGAAGAUUGUUGCUGUAGUACAACUCUCAGAAGUGAGCUGAGAUAAUCAGUAGACUUGCAGCCACAUAACAGGAAUGUAAUUCCCUGCACAAAACAAGGGCCACCUGCAUAUGGAAGAUCAUAUACAGUACUGUUCUGUAAUGAGGUGUGUGAUUCAAGCUUGACAUUACACAAUUGUAAGAGUUACUGCAGCACUCAAAAGCUUGACAAGAUGGGGGCUGGUAGCAGCAGCAUUAUUGAGCUGGCCUCCAAUCAGUACCUCAAGAGAUUUGUAAGCACAGAGAUCAUUACUGCCAAUGAUCCCUUUUGGAAUCAGCUCCUAUCAUUCACAUUUUCAAUACCAGACACUAGUUCAGACCAUCGCCUAUUGGAAGAAUCUGUGACGUCACUUUAUGUGGAACUCCUACAGAACCAUGCAACCAGUGGUAAUGUUGCAUCUCUAAUUCAUGUGUUCCUCUCCAGAGCAACAGAACUUAAAGCAUCAGCACAGUGUGAUAACAGUGUGUUUACAUGGCAAGCAUAUAAUGCACUCUUUAUUGUUCGUUGCGUAUGCAAGCUACUUAUACAACACUUGUCAGAAGAUGAAGUAAUUGAAGUUCUUCAGACUUCCCCUACACCCACAGAAGAAGAUACAACCCCUAAAGACAACUCAACUCUGGUGGAGGAUCUGGUGACCAGCCUUGUUGAGGUCAUAGUGGAUGUACCUCUAGUUGACCUCACAUACUCACUCCACCAUGAAGCCACAACCACACUCCUAGUUCUCACAUCAGCCCUGGUCUUUGCAUCAGGAGAGCUCUGCUACUUAACUAUUUUGAAAAUGUUGAUGACUGGCCGUGCUUCCAUUCAUGCCUGUCUGUUUGUCAAAACCUUGUUGAAACGAUUCAUGGCUCAAGACAAGCCUCCUGUUAAAGAUGAAGGUGGCAGCGUCGUACUUGGGUUAGCCUCUGGACUAUGGAAUGUUUUGACCUUGGGAUUAGUUGGGAGUGGAGAGGAGUCUAUUAAAAAGGGUCCCGAGUCUCCUUUAGCAUCACAGAGUGUGCUGCUGCUUUUGGUGCUAGCCAACCACUAUACCGCAGAUCGUACUACAAGAAAUCCUUACCGGCAAGCACUACUGCAUGCACAGAACUUCCAUGAUCCUGCAGAGAGCACACCAACGCAAGCAGCUGCAACAUUCAAAUUAGAGUUUGCCACAUUGUACAAGACAUUAUAUAUUCACCUGCAUGACGACCAAACAACGCUGCUCCUGUAUCUCCUCCUUCACAAGAAUGAGGAUUUCCGCACCUAUGUGCUAUCCCGGACAGACAUGGAGAGUUUAAUUCUUCCAAUCCUCCAUACUCUCUACCAUGCCCCUGACAGCACCUCUCAUCACAUCUAUAUGUCACUUAUCAUACUACUCAUUCUCUCGGAAGAUGAUUCAUUCAACAAAACAAUUCAUGAUAUUCCCCUAAAGAACAUCACCUGGUACACAGAGCGGCUUAUUAGCGACAUAUCUCUUGGUGGCCUCCUCAUCCUCGUUGUCAUCAGAACUAUAACUUACAACAUGACUAAAAUGAGGGACAAAUACCUGCAUACCAACUGUUUAGCUGCCCUGGCCAACAUGUCCAGCCAGUUCAGGUCCCUCCAUCCAUAUGUGUGUCAGCGUCUUGUUAGUCUGUUUGAAACCCUUAGCAAGAGACAUGCCCGUCUGUGUGAGACAAUCAAAAUGGCCGAAGAUCUUCUUGAAGAGUCUGAGAAUGACAUGCCAGAUGCUCUGAGUGAUGUUAGUGUCCUGGAAGAAGUUCUCCGCAUGGUUUUGGAAAUUUUGAAUUCUGUCUUGACUCACCAAUUGGCCCACAACCACAACUUGGUUUACACGCUGCUUUACAAACGACAUCUCUUCCAUCCCUUCUCGACACAUCCCAAUUUCCAGGAUGUGACACAAAAUAUAGAAACGGUUCUUUCAUAUCUAAUGGGUCGUCUGGAGACAACUAAAAGAGAUCCUGGAGUCCAAGACGUGCAGGAAGUGAUUCAGCAAGGUGUGCUUCAUUUACCGAAAGACCGUUUAAAAAAAUUCCCAGAGUUGAAAUUCAAAUAUGUAGAGGAAAAUGAGCCUGAGGAAUUUUUCAUUCCAUAUGUAUGGACACUGGUAUACCAUAAGUCAGGGCUUUAUUGGAACCCAAAGUGCAUCUGUAUGUUUGAUCCUUCACAGCCUGAUGGCUAAUUCCAAACUUUAGCCAGAUGGUAUCUGGUCCUUCUCAGCCUGAUGGCUAAUAGCAAGCUUUAUCCAAAUGCUAUCUGAUUCUUAUUAGCCUGAUGGCUAAUAGCGAGCUUUAGCCAAAUGGUAUCCGAUCCUUCUUGGUCUGAUGGCUAAUAGCAAACUUUAGCCAAAUGGAAUCUGAUCCUUCUCAGGCUGAUGGCUAAUACCAAACUUUAGCCAGAUAUUUGAUUCUUCUCAACCUCAAACUCUAGCCAAAUGGUGAUUGACUUUUAUGUUUUUUUUCAUUUUGAUGUACUGUACAUGUCUUUAUGUUGUGUGUUUGUUAUGAUUUCAAAGGUUUAUUGUUAGUGGGACAAAAAUUGCACUCAAUAAUUGUAAAGUAGGUAGGGUUGCAGUUUGAAGGUAAAUUUUUGUAUAAUGCUAUUGUAUUUAAAGAAAAGUCAUUAGUGAUUGAAUUAGAAAUUUUGUAUGACAGUUAUUGAUUAGAAACAGUAUUUAUAUUUAAAUCAGUGGAGAGUAUUGUUAGGUAGGGUUAAUUAAAAUAUUUAACCACGUUUGCUAUAUAUUAUAUUUAAUUAUUUUCUUUUGGAUUUGAGACCUUGAACUUUAACCUUGCAUGUUGUUACAUCACCAAAUAAUAUUACGUAACCAAACAAGGUCCAAAUAUAUGUGUAGCUGAUGGCGUACACUGUACUGGGUUGUAAAAAGUUUUACAAAAUAAUUUUGUAAUCUACUUGGCAUGUGCAAAAAUUUGUGUAUCUUUGUAUUACAAAUAAUGUUUAGUAUUCUUAAUACUAUUCAGAAUUUUUUGUUUCAACCCUUAAAAAGCGGUUGCCUUCAUAUGUUGAUCUAGGCCACUGGUUUUCAUCAUUUGCUAAUUUUAGACAUUGUCCUGGUUUUGUAUACAAAUUACUGUAUGUGAAUAUGGCUAUAGUACAUCUAUAUGGGGGUAAUGGAGUUAACCUAGACUCCUGAACAAUUUGUUAUUGUUUUGUUAUUGCUUUAUAGGUGAUGAGAUUUUGUACUAGUGGCCUAUAAUUAUCUUCAAAUCAGAACUUGGCUUUCACCAUUGGCAUUUGAAUCUAUUGCUGGCUUAUAUUCAAAGACAGAACAGCAGCAAUGGAGUUAGUUGCGAGACACUUCCUUUGAGCUGUGGCAAAAAUAGGUUUAUGUGCAAUGUAGCUAUACAUAUUGCAUUGUAAGUCUAUGUAUGGUAUUCAGUCACUUCUGUAAAUUAUUUGUAACAUUGUCUAAAGUAAAGUGAAGAAACAAACAUAAAAGCCAUCCAAGUCCUCUACCCCUUCACCACUGUGUCAGCAACUACACAUUUUGUGACCAUCACCCAUCUUCCUCCUGUACACGAAAGUAGAAAAUUCCCCCCCUCCCCUCAUCUAGGCGAGGUAGCAAUUAUGAUAGCCAUACUUUUUAAGGGUUAAUACAAAUUAUUGCAUAAAAAAUGUAAAGUACUUGUUAAAAGCCAGUAUCACUUGAUGUAAAGGAUCUUGCCAGUGUGUAUUGAGAGUGGUAUUUAUUAUGAUUUAAAUCAUUUGAGGUGCAAUUAUUAUUAACCUAAUGCAGGACCCCUUGAAUGCUGACAGAUUAGAUGGCAGCUCUUGCUGUCAUUAAUGUACAGUAGAGUGUACUGUAAAUAUUCUGGGUAUUCAACAUGCAACUGUGUUUUUCAAGGAACAAAUUUCAUUUUUAUUUUAUGUUAUUUUGUUAGGUACCCUAUGCAGUGCAUAUUUCUUGGUUUUACUGGUCAUCAUGGUCUUCCAGUGGAUUGUUUCAAGUAUUCAGUCUGUGUUUAAAACAUGAAAGACAACUACGGACAUUGGUCUUAUUGUUUUACAUUGCUCAGGACACCUUUACUCAAUGUUUCAUUUGUUUCUCCAACUUUUUAUGAAUAAUACUUAACAGCAAACUGCCUCAACCUCUUAUAACCAUAUCCAAAGCAAAGUAUUCCAUUUGUAUGCCAGUUAAAUACCAUGGUUACUGAACAAUUUCCUUAAAAUUGUUAGCUCUCAUGAGCCUAUAUGUACCAUUUCUUUGCACAAAAAUGCUAGACUGACAUCCAUCUUUAUCAAGUGAACAUUGUACUCGACCUAGUAUACAAACAAAAGGGUAUUUCUUGUUUGUUAAUCUUAAAAAUGUCCGUGCAUGUAAUGAAAUUUUUUAAAGGUGUUCUGAGCUAUACAAGGCAUUUUUAUUUGUUCAAUAUCAAGAAUUUCAUAGAACAUAUAUAUAUAUAUAUUGUAUUUAUCAUAGCCUAUUAUUUCCACUUAAGUGCAGUAUACUACAGUGAACUGCACAUUCAUUUUCCAAAAAAAAAUAAAAAAAUUGUAUGUUAUAUUUAACUGGUUAUGUUGUGAUAAAUUGCUAUUCUAAUAUAAAAAUUUAAUUUUGA
Procambarus clarkii (red swamp crayfish) is the source of this 4681-nucleotide messenger RNA. RefSeq names its product dymeclin. NCBI's taxonomy places the organism in Eukaryota, Metazoa, Arthropoda, Malacostraca, Decapoda, Cambaridae. The record is from RefSeq and is a predicted model, not a curated record. Gene Ontology annotation, biological process: Golgi organization. Gene Ontology annotation, cellular component: Golgi apparatus.